AUGGCUUCCUACUCCAACGCCGCCGCUGGCGUCAACUGCAGCGAGUCGACGAUCUCCACCGAGACGGUGACCGGCUCUCACGUCCUCAAGAUCAAGAGGUACUCCAAGACCAAGGAGGUCCUUGGCGUCGGCGAAAGCAUCAAGUCCAGCGUGUUCACCGUCGGCGGCCACCGCUGGUACAUCGAGUUCUACCCACACGGCUACAACGAGGAGGAAGACGACUGCAUAUCCUUCGUCCUCUUCCUCGACCACCCUGACGACGAUGAGACCAGCGUCAAGGCCAAGUUCUGGCUCAUCUUGCUCGACCAGGCCGGAGAGCCGGUGCCGGGGUACUCGGCGGCGAUGGGCCUGUGCACCUUCUCAGGCGCUGUGCCGUCGUACGGCUGCGAGCGGUUCAUCGUGAGGGAGGAGCUGGAGGCGGCGCCCUACCUCAAGGACGACAGCUUCAGCCUCAGGUGCGACGUCACCGUCUUCAAGGAGAUCCGCCAUGUCACCGACUCCACGGAGCAACCAAGGAGAGCCCUCGUGCCUGUUGGACUCAUCUUCUUCUUGAUGUCAUUGUUAGUUGCGUAUUAUUUGGUCACGAUCAUGUGUUAG
Molecule: messenger RNA, 597 nt
Organism: Setaria italica (foxtail millet)
Lineage: Eukaryota; Viridiplantae; Streptophyta; Magnoliopsida; Poales; Poaceae
Product: BTB/POZ and MATH domain-containing protein 1
Exons: 1
Coding region: 1-597 (198 amino acids)
Biological process (GO): protein ubiquitination
Molecular function (GO): protein binding
Source: RefSeq, a predicted model, not a curated record